Messenger RNA from Anoplopoma fimbria (sablefish), 3350 nucleotides. RefSeq names its product axonemal dynein light chain domain containing 1 (gene axdnd1). The record is from RefSeq and is a predicted model, not a curated record. Lineage: Eukaryota; Metazoa; Chordata; Actinopteri; Perciformes; Anoplopomatidae. The coding region runs from base 84 to 3119 and encodes 1011 amino acids. The transcript is spliced from 26 exons.
UCGGCAAAACUUCUGGUCCACGUGACUUGGUCAAUGUUUUGAUUUCUCAAACCUGACUGUAAGAUCUGCACCGUGAGUCCGGGAUGUCUGCGUCCAUGAGAGUCAACUCAGCGCCGGGCUGUCCGAGGCCGGAGCAGGCGAUGGACGCCAGAGUUGUGGAACUGAAUUUCCAAGUCCCAGCAGAGAGCAGAAAGACAAAACCUCCUGUCAAUGACCACAUCAUCCCAGAUGAACUGCUGGUCAGCCUUACCUCCACUGUCAGCAGCACACUGGGCCACACUGCGCACCAUCGGCACUGCAAGGGCUGUGGAAUCAGACGGCCGGAUGCAGUCUGGCAUCACCAGCUCGGACGCAAGAAAUACCAAUUCUUUCUGGAGCAGCCAACGUCCGUGACUGGAGCAGGCAGGGAUAUUUCCUUCCUGUGUGACGCUAUGGUAACCCAGAAGAAGACGACCCCCCUCCCACCAGUGACUGACAGAAGUGGCAUUGGAGACACACAGAACUUGAGUGUCUCAGAAAGUCUGAUCCCGGAAGAAUAUCACAUUGUGAGAAACAAAGGGCUGCAUGGCCUUGAGUUCUUUGAGGAUGCGUUCACAGUGCAGCUGCAAGAUGAGGAGCAGAAGCUACGGGUCUUCCCUUCAUUGAGGCCCAGUGGCAGACUGGAAGUGAUCCAGUUGAUGAGGAUGAUGGAUGACAUGCUGGAGAAGGCCGGAGUGGAUCAGCAGAUUGACGAGCUGACAGAACUCUCCCAGAUGGAGGGUCUGCUGGAGCUGGUGCAGGUUGAGCAGAACAUCUACAACAUUGUUUUCCAUGAACUGAUUCGGCAGGUCAGCGUGGGCUGUGCUGAAAGAGGGCAGCUACUCGCCAAACUCAGACAGCGCUACCAGUCCCUGCUCGAGCGAAUCCCCAGCCGACUGAAGGCUCUGCACACCGAGGGAGUGGCACAGCGAGCUCUGGACCGCCGGCUCACUGAGGAGAUCUAUCGUAUCAAGACAUCAAUACAGCAGCUCAACACGGAGCUCUGCAGAAUGAGAGACCAUGAUUCCUUUGUUUCCCAGCAGGCAGAGUGCGCUCACACACAGCUGGCUGGGGCUAUCGAGCAGACUCACACCAACUCAGAUGUGGUGCAGGGUUACCACGAACUGUAUGAGAUGCAGAGGGGUCGCCUCGAGGCUCAGCUGCUCCAGAUGACUGAGGAGAGAGACUCCUGGAGCCAGCUCACCUUCUGCCUCGCCCUCAAGGUGAUCAGUAUGAAGAAGCUGCAGCUGAUCAGUCGGCUGCAUAUCAUCGCGCAGAGCUGGUUCAAGACAGCUGAGCACUGCAGCCUUUGCCUCACUUUGAAGGACACAGAUGACCUGACUAUCCUCAUGGAGCUCACUGACUACUGGAAAGAGCAGCUGACUGCUUUCAUGUCCCAGCUGAAGAAGACUGAGUAUGCUCAGUGUGAACAGAUCAGUGCAAUCCAGCAAGGCAUCGCCAAGUGGCUCGCCUUCUGCACCACGCAGAGCAAGUGUCCUCAACCAAAAUAUGAGAAAGCUUCUUUGGAAAAGUUUCAUGCAGAUUUGAAGGACUGGUCAAUUACAUUGGCCCUCCAGUGCGACAGCUAUCAAGGUGAAAAGCUGCUUUGCUCCCAGCAGACACUGGGCGAGCUCGCCCGUGUCCAGGAAAGACGGCUGAAUAUGAGCCUUGAGCUGUUCAGAAGACAUCCUUCUCCUGAUGGUGAACCCCUUGGAGGCCAACAUGCCCUAAGAGAGCUGGACAAGGUGCUAUCUCAGCUCCUGAAACAGCUGGACACCAGAGUCAGUGGAGCAAAUGGGAUCCACGGACAGAUCAUGUCACUGCUCGGGUCGAUGGAGUCCCAGGAUUCCAAGCUUCGUGCAGUGAUUGGCCGACCAGAAAUUAUGUCGGUUUCUGACUGGCUGAAGCUGGAGAAGGCCCUGGGAAACUGGAAGAGUUUGGCUGAAAAAGCUUUUCAGAACGUCUCAAGCAAGCAAACAGAGAACGAAAAGGACAACAAUAAGCCAGACAUAUUUACAGAGACAGAAAAGGCAUUAGACAAAGUGCAGGAGUUCGUAACCGGCCUGUCCAACUUCACUGAAAGUGAGAACCACAAACUCAGGGAGGAGGUCAGUUCUAUUCACAUGGGACAGACUCGCUGGAUGUUGGAUCUGUUGCUCAUCACAGUACCCGAGCAUAGUGAAGACCACAACCACGAACAGGAACACCACUACUUUAAAAACAUCUCACCACAGACACUGGAUGAGGAUGCCAAGAUGCUGACUGAGAAACUUAAAUUUUUUUCCAUAUACAUCAGCAGCUGUUGCAAACUGAUUCUGGAGGAGCAGAUUCUGCAGAACCCACAUGAAGUCAAGAGUGAAGAUGAGCUGAAUGAGUGCAGAAAGCUGCAGAGAGAGUGCACUGAUUGGGUGGAGACCAGUAUAAUCCUGCUCUCAGGAGUAAAAUGUGGUCCUCUAGAGCUGCAAGACCGACAGGCUGACCCCGCCUCCAGCAUUGAUGUCCCAGUCUCUCCAGCAGACAGCAUGGAGACUCUGGUGAACAAAGAGGUUUCAGCAGAGCCUGAAGCACACAGUGAUGUCAAAGAUGAGAUUGAGGCAGAACCGAGAAUGGGAACUGCUGAAGGACUUGUUACACAAAAAGAGGUUUAUCAGGGGGAGCUAACGGUUCUUGAGACCCCAGUGGUGAAGCUGAUAAGCUAUGAUGGAAACAUUACACAAACAAAGCUGGGAGAGAGCACUGUCCACCUGAGCGGGACUGAGGAGCUGGUUGUGUCUCCGGUGACAGAUAAAGCUCAGAAAGCUUUUAGUGAUCUGACCACAGUAGGAUUACUGCAGCAGGAACUGCAUGAUUCAGAGCUGCGUGUCCAGAGUGCCGAGCAGCGAGCCCUCGAGGCCGAAGAAGCCCUGCAAGCAGCGUUGGAGAAGAUUCAGGACCUGGAGGGACAACUGCAGAGUCCGCCCAGUCUGGAGCCCAAAAGUAAUGAAGAGAGAAAGAAAACGCCACCACUCUCCCCACUACCAGUAACAAAUCCAGCUCCUCCAAAGAAAAAUGCAGCUGAAGUCAAACCAACAACCAGCACCAAAAAGACCAAGAAACGGUGAUCUGACAUGUGAUCAGGAGGUGUCACAACUUUAUAUGUAUGUAUGGAACGCUCCAUUAAAUGUUGGGUAAACUAUUUUUUAAAUCUAUUUUUGUGUUUUAUGUUUCAUGUAUUUUCUGUGUUGUAACAAGGCUCAUCGCCUGCAAUCCAUCACAGUCCACAUCCAUAAAACCAGUAAAGGAAACCCACCUAAGGUAUUAGGAAGGAAGUAGCAAACAAUACAGAAUGAUAU